AUACUCUCCCGUGGAAGGAUCUGAUGAAAUACUCGUUAACAUGACAAAUUGGGAAAAAGAUGUGACAGUCCCUGUACACCACAAAUCGUAUAUUUUGACCCCUGAAGCAGCAUCAUUGCAUUCCUUUAACAUUGUAUCUCCUUUCAAACAACAACAGCCAUUGAUCAAAACUGCCAUGGUAUACCAUACAUGCCAAAUCAGUGGGAACUUAAAUUCCGAACCUACGUGCAAAACAAUGUUUGUUAACGCGGACAAUAUUAAAAGCUACAUGAAUCCAUCAAAUCACCAAAUACACACAAUCAUUGACAGUGGCAGAACAAUGGAAAAAACAUUGGCCAGGUAUAUGGAGCACAGACUACAGCAGGGGUUUAGAUACAUGAACUAUUAAUCCAUAGCAUGCCUUGUUAUACAUAUAUAUUAGCAGGUAGGUCAAUCGCUAACUUUGCCAAAAUCUCAUCCAACAUGGUCACAAUUUUUCCCAGGUAUCUCAAAAAUCGCCCAUGAAUUUUCAAAAAAUAAUCAAGUUCAGAAAUUGUCUGAAUGAAACAUAACACGAUUAUGACGAGUUUCCGUGGCGAUUUCAGAGGUUGUUGGUUAAGGUUAAAGAUUGUGAUAAUGUUGGAUAUAUUAGUGAAGG
This is a messenger RNA of Owenia fusiformis, 637 nucleotides long. The record is from the annotation of a GenBank genome assembly. NCBI's taxonomy places the organism in Eukaryota, Metazoa, Annelida, Polychaeta, Sabellida, Oweniidae.